Molecule: messenger RNA, 802 nt
Organism: Nicotiana tabacum (common tobacco)
Lineage: Eukaryota; Viridiplantae; Streptophyta; Magnoliopsida; Solanales; Solanaceae
Source: RefSeq, a predicted model, not a curated record
UGAAAUCCAUCAAGAAUGUGAUCUCCUUCUUGAAGAAAAUUUUCGUGAACACGAAGCUAGCGUAGAAAGAAAUAACAAUGAGCCCCUUGAUCAAGAAGAUAUUUUGCACCUUCUUUUAAGGCUUAAAGACAAGGAGAGCCACAACUUUAAGAUCCCUUUAACAAGAGAUAACAUCAAAGCUAUAGUCUUGGACAUGUUCGCUGCCGGAACUGUGACAUCAGCAACUACACUUGAAUGGGCCAUGUCUGAAAUAAUGAAGAAUCCAACUAUCAUGAAAAACAUGCAAGCUGAAGUCAGAGAGAUCUUGAAAGGAAGAAAAAUAGUUGAUCAAUAUGAUAUUCAGAAUCUGAAGUACUUGAAAUUAGUUGUCAAGGAAACUCUAAGGCUUCAUCCUCCUGGUCCAUUGUCUUUACCUAGGGAAUCAAUAGAGCAAUGUGAGGUUAAUGGGUACAUCAUACCUAAUAAAACUAUAGCCCUAGUGAAUAUGUGGGCAAUGGGAAGGGAUCCUCACUAUUGGCAUGAUCCAGAGAAAUUUGAGCCCGAGAGGUUCAAUAUUCUUGUUGAUGAUAUCAAAGAAUCAAUUCCUUUUGAGUUCUUGGGAUUUGGAUUUGGAAAAAGAGUUUGUCCAGGAAUAUCAUUUGGUACAGCAACCCUUGAGCUAACUCUAGCUAGAUUACUGUACCAUUUUGACUGGAAACUUCCUAAUGGUAUGAAUUCAGAGGAAUUAGAUAUGACUGAGAAAUUUGGUGCUAAUGUUGUAAGGAAAAACAACUUAUACUUAAUUGCUUCACCAUAUGAGUAA